GUAAGAAAUGGCCUCUUCUGACUCUUAGAAAAUAAACUGGCUUUUUAAAUAACCCCUUUCCUAGAACGACAAGCCAAGGGACACCAGAUUCUCUGACAGAGAGGUUGACCUAGAAGGCAACAGAUACGCCUUAGAGAUCAACAUGACUGCCCCAGGUCAGCAGCAUACGACAAUUGUCAACCCUCCCCCUCCAGAAUACAUCAAUGCCCAAGGAACUGGCCGCUUGACAAAUCAGCUUCAGUAUUUGCAGAGGGUGCUCAUGAGAGCGAUGUGGAGACAUAACUUCUCCUGGCCGUUUCACCAGCCAGUAGACGCUGCAGGCCUAAACCUCCCGGAUUAUUAUAGCAUUAUUAAAAAUCCAAUGGACUUGACUACAAUUCAGAAACGUCUGGAACACACAUGCUACACUUGUGCUGCAGAAUGCAUUGAAGAUUUUAAAACUAUGUUUGCAAAUUGCUAUUUGUAUAACAAGCCCGGCGAUGACAUUAUUUUCAUGGCCCAAGCAUUAGAAAAAGUCUUUCUGCAGAAAGUUGCACAGAUGCCCCCCGAUGAGAAAAUAGUGGUGGUCAAUAAAGGGAGAAGGAAAGGGAAAAGAACGGACGCGCCCGAUGCAGGAAUCCUGCAACUUAACCAAAGCCAACAGCCAAAACAGGCUAAGAAAGUGAAGCCGCCUCAGAUGAUGACCCCGACGCCGCAGCAAAAUGCCCCAGAACUGUCACCGGUGACUCCGCCAUCGAACGUAAUGCCAGCUACUGAAAUGGCAGCGAAAGGGGUAGGUUCUAAAAAGGGUGUGAAAAGGAAAGCGGAUACUACUACUGCCAUCAUCACAGCGAGCAGUGAAUCCUCUCCAUCACCCAAUGAACCCAAAAUCGUCAAGAUCUCCUCUCGGGAAGAACACGAAGAGUACCUCUCAAAAAGAGACUUGCCAGACUCCCAGCAGCCACUCGAACCCAUGAAAAAUGCCAAGCUAACAGAACCUCUGAAAUACUGUAACGAGAUCGUUAGAGAAAUGUUCUCAAAGCAUCAUGCAGUCUAUGCUUGGCCCUUUUAUAAGCCAGUAGACGUUACAGCCUUGGGACUUGAAGACUAUCAUGAUGUUAUUAAGCACCCUAUGGAUCUUGAAACUAUUAAAAAAAAGAUGGAGAAUUGUGAGUACAAAGAUACCCAAGAGUUUGCUGCUGAUGUUAGGCUAAUGUUUAUGAACUGCUACAGAUACAACUCUCCGGACCAUGAAGUAGUAGCGAUGGCAAGAAAACUCCAGGAUGUCUUUGAGAUGCUCUUUGCCAGAAUUCCAGAUGAACCAGCUCCCUGCAGUCCUCUGCUCUACCCCACUGCAAGAAGCACAGCGGAUCUUUCUAGCGGCAGUGAUGCCGCCUCCGAGGAUUCGGAGGAUGAAAGAGCAAGACGCCUUGCAGCGCUCCAGGAUCAACUUAAGGCUGUUCACCAGCAGUUGCAAGCUUUGGCUAAAACAACUUUACCCAGACUGAAGAAGAGGAAGAAAGGGAAAUCUAAGAAGGAGAAAAGAAAAAACAAAGUCAGGAAGAAGUCAGGCAGUCAAAAGAAGAGAAAGACGAAGAAGCUGAAGAAGACAAUGUCUUUGAACAUUCGUUCAAAGACAAUCAAGCAGCAAGAUGAGCCAGAACACAAGUCUGAGAACGAGGAUAAUGCCAAGUCCAUGAGUUAUGAUGAGAAAAGGCAGUUAAGUUUGGACAUAAAUAAACUCCCAGGAGAGAAGCUUGGCAGAGUGGUCUAUAUUAUUCAGUCGAGAGAACCUUCACUGAGACACUCAAAUCCUGAUGAAAUGGAAAUAGACUUUGAAACUCUAAAAGCAUCGACUUUAAGGGAACUGGAGAAAUACGUUAUGGCUUGUUUGAGAAAAAGACCCAAGAAACAUUACGCAAAGAAAUCAAAGGAAGAGUCUGACUUUGAGAAGAAGCAAGAAUUGGAAAGGAGGUUGCUGGAUGUCAACGGGCAGCUCAACUCCACGAAGCAAAACACAAAACCAGAAAAUAAUGCUGUAUCAAAGACCAUUGGAGGGCCAAGCCGGCUAAGUGAAAGCAGCAGCAGCAGCACCUCUUCUGACUCCGAUAGCACCAGCAAUGAUUCCAGCUCCUCCAACGGAAGUGAUUCUGAAUCAGAAAUGUGCCUGCAGCAAAAUGAAAAUGGGCAAAAGGAUUCAUUUUGCAGAGAGCAGCUUAAGAUGCCUCUGCUAUAUCCAAGGAUGUCCUGCGCUAUUGUCCCCCAGAUACGGAACACUUCGCCCACCAGCAUGCAGUUUCAGAGAUCCACGGAAACGAGGAUCGCUCACCAGACGCUGCAACAUACCCCUCUGAAACCACGAGAACAAAGCAUCAUCUCUCCUCCAGGUAUAAUAGCUGUUGUUUCUCCACUGCACUGUACUCCAGUUCAGCAAGCCACUCAAAGUAGCUUGUUGCCAAUGGCAGUCAACCCAUCCAUUAUCCAGUCUCCCCACAUGCACUCAAAGGUAUCUUGUUCUUCCUCUUCGAAUAGCCUGCCGGGCAGUAGCAAAGAAAACGGGAAGACAUCACUGCAUCAGGCGCAGACAUCUGCUGUCCAUACACAAGCCUCUUUGGGAACUGCUGGCUCGAAACCGAUUAAUCAGGAACAAAAAUCGAAGACGGGUCUUCCAGAUGGUCCAUGUGGGCAACGUAUGACUGAUUCUGCACAUGCCGCUGUCGCAGCCAGCUGCUCCGAUAACAGCGAGGGCAAAAAAAGGAGAGAUGCUAAACCUCAGAUUCCUCUAGCAAAGGACAUCAAAGUCAAGCAUGCAGAUUCCUGGACAAGUUUAGGUAAAAUGAUCCCUGCGCCGGCCCCAAUCAAAUCCUCCAGUGAAAGCUUCAGGCAGUUCCAAAAAGCAGCGCUAGAAAAAGAAGAAAGUGAGUGGGCAAAGGACCGCAAAAGGCAAUUGGAGCAAGCGGAGAGGAAACUGAGAAGCCUCCCUCAGGAAAAAGAGAGAAACAAUGGGAAAACAGAUUUGAAACCUACUGCAGCAAAAGCGAGCUGUUCCCCUUCAAAAGCAGUGUCCACAAAAGAGCAGCUAUGCUUGACACAAAGUCUUCUUGGAGACCGUAACUUGGCAAGAAAAAUGGAACAAGAGCGUAGGUGGAGAGAAGCGAUGGUGGGCACCAUUGAUAUGAAUUUUCAGAGUGACGUUAUGGCAACGUUUGAAGAAACUCUGAAAUGAGAGGAAGGAAGGUGGCGUAACUUUGGUUACCGUUCUUUAGAAGUAAUGUUGGAUUGCAGAAAAAUACUCCAUUCACUGCCGGAAUACAUUUUUUGGUGAUAAUUCUAUCCGAACACUUGUUAAUCAUUUUUGAAGAGCCAGUAUAUUACUGUAAUAAGUUCAGUUUUUAUAAAACUUGCUACCAUUAAAAUUGUAAAGCUUGAAAACUU
Messenger RNA from Podarcis raffonei (Aeolian wall lizard), 3414 nucleotides. It is a transcript of the gene BRDT, whose product is annotated as bromodomain testis associated. The transcript has 20 exons. Lineage: Eukaryota; Metazoa; Chordata; Lepidosauria; Squamata; Lacertidae. The record is from RefSeq and is a predicted model, not a curated record. Gene Ontology annotation, cellular component: chromatin; nucleus. Gene Ontology annotation, biological process: chromatin remodeling; positive regulation of transcription elongation by RNA polymerase II. Bases 143 to 3205 code for a protein of 1020 amino acids.